AUGUCCUUGAAGGUUUAUAAGAGAGUUGCAGCCACAUGUUUUACCAAGGCAUCCUACAUUCUACAAGCCUGCCAACGCAGACAACACAUUCUUGGUGGAUGCAUUCUCUACAGCAACAGUAUUCUGUGUACCCAGUUGGAACCGUCCAUAACAGAGAGGCUGCUUCUUCUUAAACCAAAUCAAAGAAACCAUCCAGCAAGGCCUGUUAAAUCCGCUUGUGAUCUACCAUUUGGCGUCCGUAUCCUGAAUGCGUUCCUGACACUGACCGAGUAUCAAAACCUUUACGAUGCUUUGGCCGAGUCUGCUUACAGACAGCCCUCCUCCAGACAUUCAUCCGGGACAUUUCCUGAUUUGUUCGCGGCAUCGUCCUCGGGCGAUAGAGACUCGUCGGUUAGGCAGAUUGAUGAGAGUGAUGAUAAACGUUUGAGCGAUCCAUCGCCACAAGUCACAAGUGACCAUAGAGGUACUGACUCAAGCGAAGGUCUUGGGACAACUAGGCGAGAAGGUACCUUUACGGAAAUUCUCGCAAAGGUUGUCGCAUCCGCUACGCCAGUAGGCACAGGCGAGGAUGCUGAACAACACACUGAUGGCAAUUCUGGCAUCACGGGUGGGAAAGAAUCAAAAUCACAGUCGCAAUGUAAAACAGAAUCAAGUACCCCGCCUGGUGUAGAGCUUAGAUAUGUUGAACACACUCUGUCAGACGAACGAGAUGUCGACGGUGUUAUGACAAUUGAGGGAAGAGAAGGCGAAACUGAAAAAGGAAAUGAAAACAGUCAAAGCGAGAGCGGUGUGUUUGCUGGGAAUGGAGAUGAGGAAGAUGGUACAGUCAAGAAUGAGGACAGUACAACGGGUCAGUCUGAAGUAACAAAUUCUACUGCAGUUUUCGACAGCAGUUCUUGCGAGAGUGGGUUGUCCAGCGAUGUUAGCCUCACUAUGGAGGCCAUUAACGUGACGGGCUUAAAAGUCAUGGAAUAUUCUAGUUUCCAGUGCCAAGGGCAGCAAUGUGGUGAAGCAAAGGACAAACUUACUGGUUCUACGUGUAAUGAUUCAAACUGCACAUCAACAGAACCAUCUGGAAUUGAUGAUGUAGAAAUUUGUAGUUUAGUCUUGGAAGAUUUGAUAAGGAAAGUUGUUGAAGAACUCGAUAAGGAGAAUUUAAACUUGAAUUCAGAGAGCAGUGGAGGCGUUGGUUUUGCAGCGUGUUGCAAGUCGUGCGCGAAUUCGCAAAAAUCAUGUUACUGUUCUGGUGGGCGCGCUGCGCCUUGUGAAUCCCAGGAAAAUCCCUGCCAUGAUCAGGGUAACAAUUCUUUCACGAAUAAAGACCAUUGUUCUGCCGAGUACGAUUUGGAGAAGGAAAGAGUAGAUUUUCCUCGCGAUAUUCAGGACACAGAUCCGCGCCAGUCUGGUCGUGGAAAUGGUGAAGAAACGAGAUUUAACGCAUCACCGAACCCUGCAGAUUUCGUUAAAAACGAUACGAAUCCAAAGGGUUUAAGAAAUGACUUGAUUGUGACUCAUCUUGUGAGCAACGAAUUGUUCUCGAAUGGAAACUCUCACUCUGCUGAGCACGAUCUGGGGAAGGAGACAGUGGAUGUUCUAGCAGAUAUUUACACAACUGAUCGGCUCAAGUCUGAUCGUGGUGAUGUCAAAGAAGGCAGUUUUGUUAAGCCACCAAGAACUGCAGGCCUCGCUAAAAAUUGUCAACCGAUCGAUACGAACCCUGACAAAGAUAACAGUUCGAGAACUGAAUUGGUCAAGACUCCUAUAGUUUGCGAUUCCUUUUCAAUUCGCAAUCUUAACGUUGGGUGUGAGAAGUUCUUGGAAAAAUCCUUUGUUUGCGUGGAUACUUGUGCUGAUGUGAAAAUUUCAGAAUGUGAGGUCAAUUUAUCGACUCCACCUUCAAAUGCUAAGGGAAGUAUAGGGGCUGUGAAUGCGACAGCAUUCAUCUCACGUGAAUCUGAUUCUGAGAUUUUUGUUGCAAACGGUCGCGAAGGCAUCCCCUCGUCUGGAGGACUAGAGGUGCCAGUUGACCAGGCGCUGGAAGAGGUAGAGGAGGAGGAGCAGGAGGUAGAGGAGGAGGAGGAGGAGGAGGAGGAGGAGGAGGAGCAGGAAUCGUGGGAAUGGUUCGAACCACCACUGGGCGACGUCCACGCGCCCUCCCUCGCGGAUAUGGAAGGUGAAGGGGAAUUGCUGUUCGAAGAGGAAGGUGGAGGAGAAGACGUAAAUCAAGUGGAGAGCUUGACUCAUGUUAACCUGUACGUUCAAGCACACUCUAACGUUGUACUUAUUCUUCUGACUGAAGAGGGACUGAACAGUGACUGCAACAGCAUAAAAGCUCUGUGGGAAACAUCGCUGAAUCAACUUGGUGAAUUGGAGUUUCUGGUCAAACAGUCUUUAGGAAAUGAACCAAUUCCGGCCUACUCGGAUGAAUACAGCUUCCUUGUGUACGACAGUUUUGAGAGGAACAUGAUUCAAGGGAACCUCGAUGAACUUGUCUAUCAGGUGGACCACUCGUUUUGCGAGACAACCAAAGUUUUACACGAGCAGUUUGAAAACUGCUCAACCCUGAAAGAUGUCACCAUCAGGAGCCGUUCGUCUACAGUGUAUGGCAAGCGCGACCUGGGGCGAGGAACAUACUUCCACUUGAAGGGCUCAUACAAAGCCUUACAGGGUGUCCCGUCGCCUCGUGACCCGAUCUUAAAACUUGAAAGAAAGGCCACGAAGGUCCUUCAUAAAGAACAUGGCGUCAACGUGUUCUAAUGAAAGAGAUUGUUAGCAGUUGUUCGAUCGUCGUUCGGUUGAUCGCUGCGUUGGCUGGUCGGUGGCUCGUCGGUCAAUCGAUCACUGCUCGCCGAGUCGAUGGAUAUUUAUUUAUCCACACACUUCACAGGAGUCUGAGCACGUAUCUGCAAUGAAGGCUUCGUUUUAACCCCGUUUUCAUGGAGACCUUAGAAACGAAGCUAACUCAGUUCAAGGCCCUCUCAAUAUGUACGUAGUGGGAUUGCCUGCACUUUUAUUCUUUACGUAGGCUUGGUUUCUAACCCACCGUUAGUAUUUUCUAAUCUUGGCCGUUUCAUUUUAUGUUGUUUUAUUUUUUUACAGUUAUUUUGAGAUUUACCUCGACCAUAAAAUAUAAAAAAUAACUGAGACGCUACUGGAGCGUUUAAGAGUUUUAUCAUAUACUAAUACAAAUUCACAUCCUGGUGAAUUCCCCAUGGUCGUUGAAGUCAGUUGCUCGAUUUUACAGUUGAGCAUGUCGUAUUAUCAGUAAUAUCUUUUUUAAAAUUCAUUUUUGCACUCUCCUAAACGCCCCUGCGGGUCUUGGACAAAAUAGUGUUCAACAUUAGUGCGAUUUUCGAAUUUCUUGCAAUGAAAUUUCUUCCAAUUAGUGGAAGCCAAAUUUAAUCGCAUUUGCAAACAAAACGUUACCCCGACAAGAUAGAUUAAUUUCUAUUGGCAUUUUUGGAAACUUUGUUUAAUAAAUAAAGCCUGAAUGAGAAAAUACUUUAUCCUUAAAGGUGAGAGUCACAGAAAGUUACAGAGAGAUUAAAAUAGAUAAAUAAAUGAAAUAAAAUAAAUCACUUUAUUGAAGCGUC
Molecule: messenger RNA, 3593 nt
Organism: Orbicella faveolata
Lineage: Eukaryota; Metazoa; Cnidaria; Anthozoa; Scleractinia; Merulinidae
Biological process (GO): melanosome assembly; protein targeting; vesicle-mediated transport
Cellular component (GO): lysosomal membrane; BLOC-3 complex; cytoplasmic vesicle
Molecular function (GO): guanyl-nucleotide exchange factor activity; small GTPase binding
Source: RefSeq, a predicted model, not a curated record